GAUGCGCGUGCCGGUCACUGCAUCCCCACACAUUAAACUGCACAGCUAACAAGAAAAGUGACUAAAAAAAGGGGAAAAAACAUACAUUUUGGUUAUGCUGUACUGCAAAAAGAGAGCUACGCUUGCCCUUGACAACAGUUGCAUAUUGGAUAUGUUUAAUUUGGAACAGCUCCUGAACAGCUCGAUACUAUCUGAUAAAUUACCAUUUCAGAUUGUUUUAAAAGAUUAUUGAAUAUCAGCAUUGGAAGCAGGCUUGGUGACCAGAGACACAGCAGAAAUGGCAUGACCCUGCCUGUACCUGUGCCCCGGCCUUCAUACUCCCAGGCCCGGGAGAACCUGGUCAAGGCCAUCCCCCCCAAAAUCAUCUGCCUGCUGGCCUGCGGCGGGAGAGACUGUCGCUAUGAGGGCCCAGCCUGCUGGAGACCCAGCCAGCAGGCCGUACGGGGGCUCUUCUCCACAUGGGUGACUGAUGCCAUUGUUGCCAUGGCGAGACCGUCUACACAACUCAUCAAGAGGUACAGCAUAAUAGAGCAAUUUCACCAACUAGAGAUCAAGUCCAUAAUCAAUAUGCAGCUGCCUGGGGAGCAUGCUCACUGCGGGCCUCCUCUGGAGCUGGAGAGCGGCUUCACGUACUCUCCACACACCUUCAUGGAGAAUGGAAUCUUCUUCUAUAACUUCGGCAUGCCAGACUUCGGCGUGUCGUCCCCGGCCGGUAUGUUGGACGCAGUGAAGGUGCUGGCGUUUGCUGUGCAGGAGGGGAGAGUAGCGGUGCACUGUCACGCAGGGCUGGGGAGAACAGCGGUCCUGAUUGCCUGCUAUUUGAUCUACACCCUGCGGGUCAGCCCAAGCGAAGCCAUUCAUUACGUACGCAUCAAACGGCCGCGGUCCAUACAGACCCGGGUCCAGAUCGACCUGGUGUUCGUGUUCGCCCGCCUCCUGGCCCCCCAGCUCGUUCAGUACCCCGCCGGCGCCCCCUUCAGCCUGCAGCAGUACCUGCACCGCCAGCGCCUCCUGCUCCACGGGGAGGAGGCCCGCGUGCUGAGGAGCGUGCCCAAAAUCGUCCACUUCCUGUGCGGGAGGCUGACGGCGAUGGCCUGGGGCCGGGUCCCGUGUCCCGCCGCCCGGGCGGAGCUGGAGCGCGGGGGGGCCGUCCUCCGAAUGACCGCCACGCUGCGGGACACCCUGAGGGCGAGGAAGUUCCUGCCCGUCCUGCGAGAUCCUGCGCGCCCCCGAAAAGCCUCCCUCAGCUCCGUCUCCUCCUGGGACGACCCGCACGGCUUCCUGGAGCGCAAGAGAGAGGUGCUGCUGAACAAGAGGAGCUACAGCGACGCUGACCUCUGCAAGAUCGCACUUUCCCAGGAUCUGGAUUUUGUGCUUACUCCAUCAAAAGAGAUUCCUAAAUAUACUAUGCUGGAAAGCAGAAGUAAUGAUCAGAAACUUGCAGGCACUGGUCUGAACACCCACAGAAAGGACCAGUGCAAUGGUAAAGUGAAGACCAGAGGGGUUCCCUCUACUGCAUCUCGUGGGAUGGUCACUAAGAAUUCCGCAAAGAGGACCAGAUGCAUGACCAAGAAGAAUCCAGCAUUACCUAAAUUCAGCUCUAAUGUAGAGUUAAGCAGAUCCCAGAGUUCAUCCGUACCAGCCUUAGAAUCGCAGGCUGUUGCCAAGGCGAUGGCGGAACAGGAUCCCCCAGGGGAAGAUGUCUUACUGAGGGUUGCUCUUCUGCAGGAUGAGCUGAAUGCCAGUGAGUGUUCCUGGGCCAUACUGGCUACAGAGCUGGACCCCGCAGUCCUCAGCUGUUUGCUAUGGGCCUGGCUGGAGAAACUGAAGGAACCUGUUCUUAAAGGAGAGGAUGUAGAGAGAAUAACCUCUGACACCCAAGGGCUCAGCAGUUUUGGGCUUCUGGAAAAGGCACAGGAACGGACCAUUUCCUGUAUACUGCGCUGCGUGGGUCAGGUGACCAGCCUGUGUCCGCAGCUGGAAGGGUCAGUGCUCUGGCGGCUGGUCCGUGCUCUGACCAGGUGUUCGCAAGACGACAUGGAGCAAUACGCCGCGCUUGUGCAAGUCUUCAAAGCCAUAGCAAAAGGGUAUCGUUGCCAUGGUUCAUGCCCCAGAUCAGCAGGCAAAGAUGCACAGCCGGUAAAGAAGAACCGAUAGAGAGCAGCUAUCAACAGUGGAAUGGAUCUGAAGUGGCGGCACGUCGAUUUGAGCACCAGACUCACUUAAUGGGCGUCAGCACCACUUUACCUCUCUCUGAUAAUUCCAUGGAUUUUGAGCCAUGUGCUUAUCAAUAUUUCUGUGAAACAACUGUAUCACGUUAGUUUUAGACUUUAGCUUUCCCGUUUGGAAUUAGUUUGUAGUUUUAUACUGCUCGAUACUUCUCAUUGGAUAUUGUGCUUGUCUUUCAAUUAUGAUUGGACAACCUGCUGUAAGCGCUGAUUGGUUUUACGUUCAAAGCAGAGAGAAUGCUGAAUGCUGUAGAACAAAGCUCACCACACCAACACCAUAUGAAUGAGUAAAUGUAAAAUGGCAAAUAACCUGUAAUAGCUUGAGCUGAACUUUGAGGCUUGUCUGGUCCUGGAAAUACAGCCAUCUAACAUGUCUUUGCUUUCACCAUAACUCUGGAAGCAUCAUGGUAAGAGCAUCUGAGUAAAUCCCUGCGUUCGUAAAUCAUUGUACAGAGCUAUACAGCAGUCCUGGAUUCCUUCGGUCAAAUGGGCUUCUCUGUUUAAAAUAAAGUGUCAUGCAAAGCUUUA
Molecule: messenger RNA, 2756 nt
Organism: Anguilla anguilla (European eel)
Lineage: Eukaryota; Metazoa; Chordata; Actinopteri; Anguilliformes; Anguillidae
Exons: 13
Coding region: 283-2157 (624 amino acids)
Biological process (GO): cilium assembly; protein dephosphorylation
Molecular function (GO): protein tyrosine/serine/threonine phosphatase activity
Source: RefSeq, a predicted model, not a curated record